CAGAAGCGGUCAGUGUUCCAGCAGAACACUCAUCCGACAUUACACUGCCUUGCCACCCUCUCGGCCAGACAUGCCCGGCAUGAGUGCCCCUCCGCCAAAGGACAACUACGUCCCCCUCGCCCAAUCAAAGCCCUUCGUGUCCACGCUGCGCUACCCCUCUAGCAGAAAGACCAUCUACGACCGCAAUCUGAAUCGCACGAAAGCCACAGAGACCUCGCUCGCCUCCUUCGCCUACCUGUUCAACAGCCUGAUCACCUACCAUCAUGCCAAGUCAGGCUCGGUCAGCGAGAUCGAGACGCGCCUGAACCGCGCGGGAUACCCCAUUGGCAUCAAGAUGCUAGAUCUGGUGCUCUAUAGACAGCCGCCGCGAACUGCUGCACGGCCUACGCGCAUGCUCGACCUGCUACAAUUCAUUCAUGGAGCGCUAUGGAGGGCUCUGUUCAACCGCAGCGCAGAUGCUCUGGAGCAGAGCAACACGAAAAAGAAUGAGUACAUGAUUGUGGACAAUGAACCUGUGGUGAACACAUUCAUCAGUAUCCCAAAAGAGAUGAGUCAGUUGAACUGCGCGGCUUUCGUCGCGGGCAUUAUUGAAGGUGUAUGCGAUGCGGCUGGCUUUGGCACUGAGGGGGUCACAGCACAUUGGGCCGGUGAAGGAGACGAAAUGUGGCCCGGAAAGACCAUCUUUCUGCUACGAUUCAAGGAUAACGUACUUGAGCGAGAAGACGCGAUCAAGGCGGGAGGAGGUUGAGACUGGUGUCCUACGUCAAAAUCAGCAGCACAGAGGCAAAGCUUCACGCUACUGAUUCUGCCUCCGGGGUUUCGCAUGCAGCACAUGCCGCAGCUGGCAUUGCGAGAUCUGCUCGUGAAUGCGAGAAAACGAUUCCUGGCCCAGCACGAUGACUUCACAACCGAGAGACAAAAGACGUCG
This is a messenger RNA of Cercospora beticola, 928 nucleotides long. It is a transcript of the gene TRS31, whose product is annotated as TRAPP subunit TRS31. NCBI's taxonomy places the organism in Eukaryota, Fungi, Ascomycota, Dothideomycetes, Mycosphaerellales, Mycosphaerellaceae. The record is from RefSeq and is a predicted model, not a curated record. Gene Ontology annotation, biological process: endoplasmic reticulum to Golgi vesicle-mediated transport. Gene Ontology annotation, cellular component: TRAPPI protein complex; TRAPPII protein complex; TRAPPIII protein complex.